Molecule: messenger RNA, 1695 nt
Organism: Ascochyta rabiei
Lineage: Eukaryota; Fungi; Ascomycota; Dothideomycetes; Pleosporales; Didymellaceae
Product: polyamine transporter tpo5
Exons: 8
Coding region: 1-1695 (564 amino acids)
Biological process (GO): amino acid transport; transmembrane transport
Cellular component (GO): membrane
Molecular function (GO): transmembrane transporter activity
Source: RefSeq, a predicted model, not a curated record
AUGAGUUUCAACACAGAAUCCGAAUCCGCCAAGUCGGCCAGUCACUCCAUACACGGAGUAUCUACAGAGCCAGCUGUCUCUCAGGACGCGAAGGCGACGCCACAGACGGGGAACCAGAACCAAAACAUCAUGGCGACCAUUGAGAAUGAUGAUGAUCGCCUCCUUGUGAAAAUCGGGUACACACCGGUGUUGCAAAGGCAUUUCUCACGAUGGUCCACUGUGUCCUAUGCCAUAUCCAUUCUCGGUGUGCUAGGAUCUGUACCAGCAACCUUUGGAGUCCCCAUGAGCUCAGGCGGUCCAGCAACAUGUGUGUGGGCAUGGUUUAUCGGUAGUAUAAUGGCGUACUGCAUCGCCAGUUCAGUCGCCGAGCUAGUAUCCGCCUACCCAACGGCUGGUGGCAUGUACUAUGUCACAAAACACGUGGUGCCCCCAGAGCAUGUCGCCGCGUGGGCGUGGAUCAUUGGUUGGUGUAACUUCCUGGGUCAAGCGGCUGGUGUCGCUAGCCUGGCAUACACAAUCUCUCAGAUGAUCUUGGCUACGGCCGUUAUGCACACGUUCGAUGGAGGCGAGGCUACAUUCACACCGAACGCGCACCAGACUGUGCUUCUCGCCAUCUUCGUCUUGUGCUUGUUUGGCGCUAUUUGCUCUUUCCCUACCAAUUGGCUGCACCGCAUCAUCCUGUGGUUUGCCCCCAUCAACAUCAUUGCAUCCAUCUGCAUUUGCAUCGCGCUACUCAUUCUCACGCCCAACAAGCAAAGCGCGUCCUGGGUCUUCACGACCGUCACCGACGGCUCUGGGUGGGGGAGCAAAGGCUUCUCCUUUCUACUCGGUUUCCUGUCCGUGGCAUGGACAAUGACCGACUACGACGGCACGACCCACAUGUCAGAAGAGACGCACGAUGCUGCCAUCCGUGGACCAGUCGCGAUCCGCGCCGCCAUCCUCGUCUCGGGCAUCACUGGCUGGAUGCUCACCGUUACCUUUUGCUUCUGCAUGUCAGACUACGAGGGCAUCAUGUCGACCCCGACCGGGCUGCCAGUGGCACAGAUCUUCUUCAACGCCGGCGGCAAGACCGGCGGGACGAUUAUGUGGUUCUUCGUGAUGCUGGUGCAGUUUUUCACGGGCUGCAGCGCCAUGCUGGCGAAUGCCAGGAUGGCCUGGGCGUUCUCGAGGGACGCUGCGUUUCCCUUUUCUGGCUUCUGGAGCAAAGUGAAUAGCCGGACUCACACGCCCGUCAACGCCGUGUGGCUCGUCGUAGCCUUCUGCAGCUGCCUGGACCUGAUCGGGAUCGGCUCGACGCUCACCAUAACAGCCAUCUUCAACAUCACCGCCCCAGCGCUCGACAUGUCGUACAUCGCCGUCAUCAUCGCGCACCGAUGGUACGAGGACCGCGUCGUCUUCCACCCGGGACCGUACACCAUGGGCCGGUGGAGCAAGCCCGUCAACGGCGUGGCCGUGACGUGGGUUCUGUUCAUCAGCGCCGUGCUGUUCUUCCCCACGGUCCAUCCGGUCACGUUUUCGAAUAUGAACUACGCCAUCUGCGUCGCUGCGUUUAUUGGCUUGUUCAGUGCCCUCUGGUGGUAUGCGGGUGCGAGGAAAAGCUACACCGGCCCGCGCACGAGCGAUACCAUUAGCGGGCUGCCGCCUGAGGAUCCGGAGGAUAUUCUCAGCGACUACGACGACCGGUAUACGCCGUGA